This is a messenger RNA of Lolium perenne, 3264 nucleotides long. Its product is annotated as rust resistance kinase Lr10-like. The record is from RefSeq and is a predicted model, not a curated record. Lineage: Eukaryota; Viridiplantae; Streptophyta; Magnoliopsida; Poales; Poaceae. Gene Ontology annotation, biological process: protein phosphorylation. Gene Ontology annotation, molecular function: ATP binding; protein kinase activity.
AGGUCAGGGAUUCUAUUCUAGUGACGUAGUCCACUUAGGCUUCAUUUGCAACCAUGCACAGUCGACGACUGAAGGAUUGCAUUGAUUCGUAAUGGAAGUAAUUCCUCCUCCGCAAGCACAACUUGGACCCGGUACGAGAAAGAUGGGCACAUUCCUUGUCACAGCCCUGGUGGUCUGGCUCGUCAGCCAUGGAACUUACAUGGCCACAGCUUCUGCAGCUUGGGAUGACCAAGACUUCUUUAGAAACUGUCCUCCAUACCGGUGCAGCAAAGAUGGACCCGAGAUUCGGUUCCCACUCCGGCUUGAUUCCAGCAACACAUCAUCAUCAUCAUCCUGCGGCACAACAUGCGUGAAGCUAGCGUGCUCUGGCCAAGAUACCAUCAUGCUUCACCCAUUUCUUGGCCCAUGCAAUGUCACCGCCAUAAAUUACACUAGUGCCGCCCUCAGCAUCACUCCGCUUACCUCCGCAUGCACUCUGAUUCAGAAAUUCAUCUCUGCAAGUUCACCACCGGCCGAUGCUGACCAUCCCUGUACUCCGCACUACAGCAGAACUGGAACGCUUGUAGGCUGCUCAAGGGAGUUCACGCCAAGCGGGAUUACUCAAUUUCCCGUCUAUGACGACGAAGACAUUUACUAUGCUUCUGUCUCAGCUGCAGAUAAUAUUGCUGGCCCACUCUCCUGCCUUAGCAACACAACUCACUUCUCGUAUUUGGUGGACGAUUAUGCAUACAUGUAUGAUCUUCCACUGGAUUGCAAGGUCGUCUCGGAUGCUGCAUUUCCGAUGUUCAGCACAGGAUAUUAUGGAUCAACAUCAAAGCAAGUUGGGGAAGAAGAAACCCACCGCUUUUAUCACAUAGAAGCCAGCUGGAGUGAACCAGAGUCAUCAUCUGUUCCCUAUCAAUGCCAAAAGUGCGAACAAAAUGGGCAAUGCUGUGCAUUCAGCUCACAAAGGAACAUCACAUUCUGCUUGUCUCAACCUCAUAAAGGUUCACGUGUCAAAUUCAUUGCAGCCACCUCGUCGGCAGCUGCAUUUGUUGUUCUUGUUUUGGUGGUGGCCACUGUUCUUUAUCUUUCACUAAAGACAAGAUACAGCGAAGAGAUACAUCUGAAGGUCGAAAUGUUUCUCAAGACGCAUGGCACAUCAAAACCCACAAGGUACAGUUUCUCCGAAGUUAAGAAGAUAACGAGACGGUUCAAGCAUAAAUUAGGACAUGGUGGAUUCAGAAAUGUGUACAAAGGUGAGCUACCAAAUGGAGUUCCCGUGGCAAUCAAGAUGUUAGAAAACUCUAAUGGAGAGGGACAGGAAUUCAUCAAUGAAGUUGUUACUAUUGGGAGAAUCCACCAUGCAAACAUUGUCCGCCUCCUUGGCUUUUGCUCUGAGGGGACAAGAAGGGCUCUCAUUUAUGAAUUCAUGCCUAAAGAUUCAUUGGAGAAAUAUAUAUUCUCGGAUAAUUCUAGUAUUUCUCGAGAGCACCUAGAACUACACAAAAUGCUGGAUAUUGCUUUAGGAAUUGCAAGAGGAAUGGAAUACCUACAUCAAGGAUGCAAUCAACGCAUCCUCCACUUUGACAUUAACCCUCACAAUAUCUUGUUGGACUACAACUUCAGUCCAAAGAUCUCAGACUUUGGCCUAUCAAAGUUGUGUGCAAGGGACCAAAGCAUCAUUACCUUGACAACGGCAAGAGGCACGAUGGGAUACAUUGCACCAGAGAUAUACUCUAGGAACUUUGGAGGGAUAUCCUACAAGUCAGAUGUUUACAGUUUUGGCAUGCUGGUGUUAGAAAUGGUGAGUGGAAGGAGGAACUCAGACCCAAGUAUUGAAAGUCAGAACCAGGUAUACCUCCCGGAGUGGAUCUAUGAGAAAAUAAUCAUUGGGGAUGAAAUGGUGGUUACAUUGGAAAUGACACCAGAAGAAAAAGAAAAGAUGAGACAGCUGGCUAUUGUGGCACUAUGGUGUAUACAGUGGAACCCAAGAAACCGGCCAUCAAUGACAAAGGUUGUAAACAUGUUAACGGGGAGGUUGCAUAAUCUGCAGAUGCCCCCUAAGCCCUUUGUCCCAUCUGAAAAUCAUCUCAUGCCAUAAAAAACAUGAAGAUCAUAUUGCCAUACGGUGUGUACUAGUACCAGUAGCAUGUAGAAAGUUUGAUUGUUUAGUCAACUAUGUUAGCUACUUGAUUUAGCUUAUGAGAUACUAUAUUGUUGUGCUACUAAGCCCAAACAUGUUGCACUUGGAUUUUAAUUGCAAUGAAAUAGUUGGAAAAUGAGAACUUAUCAAAUUAUCUUAUCCUGUCUUCUAUGCGUGCCCCAGUCAUUCUAAAUGGACACCUCAACAAGUGGUCAUGAACUCAAGAUGUUCCCAUUAUAUCCACUACAAUGAGUCGCCGUAUAUUUCAAAACUACAAGAGGAUCCUGUAAACAACCAACUAAUCAGGUAAUGUGUAUUUCCGGGCACUAGAAACUUACAAAUCGUGUUCUGAUUAUUUAGAGAGAAAAACAAGAGGAAAACACUGGAAAAGAAUUACCAUGGCUAUCUGCAGGUUAUCAGGACCAUCAGAUUAGUGCAUCGUCAUGCUGGAACAAAUCUUCAAUGCAGAGUUGUAGACACAAGCAGUCAGAAACUCAGAACUAGAGUACAUUCUGAACGCAGCAAGAGGAACAAGUCAGAACUAGAGUACAUUCUGAUAACGUUGGUCGAUUGCUAGGGAAACAAGCAUUGGAAAUUGCUUGAAGCAUGUUUGGUUUUUCUUUGACUCGUCUGAUCAUCCUAUGAACUUUAAGCAUGCAGAAAGAAAAAUGUUUUCAGACAUUGACAACAGUUUUCAGUCUGAUGCCAAAUUCAGUUCAGGAAGCCAAAAACAAGUCCCAUCGUCUGAUGCCAAAAUUCACUCUAGCUGAUUUGCGACAGCUGAGCGGUUUAAGAGGAGAAAGUAAAGGUGAGGAUACAGUUACCUAGCAAGCCCUGCUUGUGAGCUAGCAGACUGUGACCAGCGAGGAAGAGGGCGGAAAGGAGCUGCUUAUCACGAUGCAUGGUGACCGCGGCGGCGCAGGGGCUGUCGUUGCUAACCCCAGCCAUGGAAGAAAGGAGGGACGGGGGAAGAAAAAGGCGAGUUAAUCAAACGUACCUCCGCAUCUGCCGGCCAUGGAGGAUUGGAGGCGCCACCGCGGCCGACUGGACACGACACGACGCCGCCACUACCGAUGGAGCACAGCCACCAUUAUGAUCGUCGGUCGGUGAAGGAGUGUUGGCCGUGUGUGGGCUGUGUG